This is a messenger RNA of Endocarpon pusillum Z07020, 411 nucleotides long. RefSeq lists its product as uncharacterized. The coding region runs from base 1 to 411 and encodes 136 amino acids. The transcript has a single exon. Lineage: Eukaryota; Fungi; Ascomycota; Eurotiomycetes; Verrucariales; Verrucariaceae. The record is from RefSeq and is a predicted model, not a curated record.
AUGUCUACCGAACGGAAACUCUCCCUCGAAAAGGCAGAUCACUGGGAGGACUGGGAACAGGAGCUACUACGCAAAGCCGCCUACCACAAGAUUUUGGGCAUAGUAAAAGGCUUGGAAGAGCCACUGGCAGAGCCACCAUAUCCGACUCCCCCGUCCGACAUAGACGCAGGCCCAAAACCCAUGCCACGCAUGGUUCCUCGAACUGGUACAGUAACUAGAUCCCAAUCCUCAGCAUCAACAGUGACCCCAGGCCCGGACGACCUCGUCCUUCAACCUCCAUCAGAGGAGGAAAAGAGGGCGUAUGAGCAGAUUUGCGGUGAUAUUAGCCUAGAAAGACAUGGACCAAAGCUGCUAUCACCAAAUAAAGCGUUAGCACUGCAGCCAGGAUGGCGAUACUACUACAUAGUAUAA